Messenger RNA from Cuscuta europaea, 2325 nucleotides. NCBI's taxonomy places the organism in Eukaryota, Viridiplantae, Streptophyta, Magnoliopsida, Solanales, Convolvulaceae. The record is from the annotation of a GenBank genome assembly.
AAUGAAAAGGAUAGGAUUGUAUUUUAAAUGCAAAAAGAGGAUUAGCUUCCGACUAUAUAAAGCCGCCAUGGCUUCUUCUCAAUCACCAACACCAUUACUCACGUUCCCCUUCUUCAUUUUCCAUUUCCGUCAGCUUCUACCAUAAUCCACAGGCACAUAAUACUUACAGAAUAGGAAGCAGAGCAGAGAUGAAAUACGUGUUGGUAACGGGAGGAGUGGUCAGCGGGCUCGGGAAGGGCGUCACUGCCAGCAGUGUCGGUCUCAUCCUUAAGGCCUGUGGGCUUCGCGUUACUUCCAUCAAAAUAGAUCCUUACUUAAACACUGAUGCCGGAACCAUGUCUCCUUAUGAGCACGGGGAAGUAUACGUCUUGGAUGAUGGUGGAGAGGUUGACCUGGAUCUUGGAAAUUAUGAGCGUUUCCUCGAUAUUAAGUUGACACGAGACAACAACAUUACUACCGGGAAAAUUUACCAGUCGGUUAUUGAAAAGGAAAGAAGAGGAGAUUAUUUGGGAAAGACGGUACAGGUUGUACCUCACAUUACGGAUGCCAUUCAAGAAUGGAUUGAACGUGUAGCAGCCAUUCCAGUCGAUGGAAAAGAUGGCCCAGCUGAUGUUUGUGUCAUUGAACUGGGUGGCACUAUUGGGGAUAUUGAAUCAAUGCCCUUUAUUGAAGCCUUGGGACAAUUUUCAUAUCGUGUCGGGGCUGGGAACUUUUGCUUGAUACAUGUCAGUCUUGUGCCUGUUCUGAAUGUAGUUGGUGAGCAGAAAACAAAACCAACACAGCACUCUGUUAGGGGACUACGAAACUUGGGAUUGACACCAAAUAUUUUAGCAUGCAGGAGCACAAUGAAACUUGCUGAGAAUGUCAAGGAUAAAAUAUCUCAGUUUUGUCAUAUUCCGGUAGAAAAUGUCCUAACUCUAUGUGAUGUAUCAAACAUCUGGCAUGUUCCUUUGCUUUUGAGAGACCAGAAGGCACAUGAAGCAAUAUUGGGAGUGCUCAAUCUUAAAGGGGUUGUAAAGGAACCUUCCUUGGGAGAAUGGACAAGGAGAGCUGAGCUCUGUGACAAGUUAUAUGACCCAAUUAAAGUUGCCAUUGUUGGGAAGUAUGCAGGACUCUCCGAUUCUUACCUCUCUGUCGUGAAGGCUCUUCUGCAUGCUUCUGUUGCUUGUCACAGGAAGCUUUGCGUGGAUUGGGUUCCAGCUGAAGACCUUGAAGGCAUCACCGCAGAGGAGAAUCCUGAAAAUUAUGGAAAAGCUUGGAAACUAUUAAAGGGAGCUGAUGCAGUACUUGUUCCUGGAGGAUUUGGUGACAGGGGAGUGGAGGGUAAAAUACUUGCAGCUAAGUAUGCACGUCAAAAUCGGAUUCCAUAUCUUGGAAUAUGUCUGGGAAUGCAAGUAGCAGUAAUUGAGUUUGCUCAAUCAGUUCUUGGUAUGGAAGAUGCAAACAGCACAGAGUUCGAUCCUAAUACCGCAAAUCCAUGUGUUAUCUUUAUGCCAGAGGGUUCAAAAACCCACAUGGGAGGAACUAUGCGGCUUGGAUCUAGGAGGACAUUUUUUCAGGGUAUGGACAGUGUAUCAGCAAAAUUAUAUGGCAAUAGGAGAUUCGUUGAUGAGAGGCAUCGCCAUAGAUAUGAGGUGAAUCCUGAUAUGGUAGAGCAGCUUCAAGAUGCCGGUCUCCAUUUUACAGGCAAAGAUGAAACUGGAAAGCGAAUGGAGAUUGUUGAGCUUCCAAGUCAUCCCUACUUUGUUGGAGUUCAAUUUCACCCCGAAUUCAAAUCAAGACCCGGAAAACCUUCUGCACUAUUCUUAGGGCUCAUAGCAGCAGCAGUUGGUCAACUAGAUGUCCUCCUAAAGAAGGGUGUGCCAAAGCCAAAUGGCAUAAUUCACAGCAAUGCCUCAAUAAAGCCGAAAUACAAAAUAGGAACCAUCCUUCCAAAUGGAUCUUUGGAAAUAUACUGCAAUGUGAAUGGCAUCCAUGUCUAACGAGGAUGCAGACGGUCGGAGUUAUGCUGAGCCACUUAAAGUUGUCAUCCCCUUUAUAGUUUCUUGUCGGCUUUUCUGUUGGAUUAAUGUUAUGUAAGUAUAACCAAUCUAUAGUGAGUUACCCUACAGCUUGUCUUGUUAACUGAGAGUGUAUGUAGAGCAGAACUGGUUUCCGGCAUUUUUUGUGCGGAGCUGGUCUGUUGUAACCACUGCCACGUGCGGGUUGGAAGACUGAAAAUUAAUUAGUAAAAGGGGUUUAGAUUAUCAUUAACUGCUGUUAAGAAAAAGAUUUGCGCGUGUAGUUUUGUCAUCAUUGAUGUCUUACAUAUAUAGAUUGCAAUCG